AUGGAUACUUAUCUGGAAGACGUCAUGGUGAACUCGGACUUUGAUGCCAACAUCCUUGCUGCUAAGGCGAUCAAUGUUUAUCAUAAGAUGCCGCUGGAUGUGCAAAUGAAAAGCUUUGCCAUCAGAUUAGCUCGAGGUUCUAUGACAUAUUCAGUGCUCUAUGAGUGGGAGUUUGCAGAGGGACUACGCCAGGCUCGGCCGAAAAUAGUGACAAAGAAAGUCCCUCAAUUUUGCAGAUUGCCGAAUCUCCUGAUACCUUUGACCAAAUCCACAUCUUUCCUGCUUGUGACGCCUUUGUCUAUUGUAGCCUGCAAAAAUUGUUCAAACGCCGAGUCAAGAUUUUUGAGCAUUUUAGAAUUUGACACAACCCCUCCUUUCAUAUGGGCGAAAUGGGCGCGCCCAUAUCGACAUGCAGCAUAUGACAAACUUCACGACGAUAUCUACCUAUGCAGGGAGGACGGGGAUCUUUCAUACGUGCAACUGAGCAAUGAUUGCCUCCUCGAGGCCUCGGAUUCAGUAGGCCAGCUUGACUGCGACGUGGAUUGUGCUUUCGAUACAAUUGACUUCAGUCAUCCCGGGCACGGUGGCGAUCUUCUUGUUGCAGCGGGUAAUACUGGACAUGGUGGCUUAUUUAUACAAAUCGCAAGACAAAGUCCAAUGUGUGUGCAGAAAUUUGUGAACUGGGCGCCGGUAUUUGACGCUGUUAUAGUACCGCAGCUUCACCCUAAGGCACACCACAGUCAAGAUAUCACAAAGGAUGUGCGCGACGACCUUCAUCUAUAUGUAUCCUCGGCAUCUUCCAACAACACCGGGGCGGUAUACGAAUUUCGACAUGGUUAUGAGGCUCAAAUUGGAAUGAUCGUUCCUCUAGAUGAUUUUGCUUCGGCACGAUCAGUUUGGGCGAUACCCGACCUAACCGGGGAAGGGACUUAUUUCUUUAUCUCUGAUCCGGUCUCCUCGGCAUUGUUGCAUCUUUCACAAGAUGGCGAAGAGAUUUAUGCCGUCGACGAUUCCGAUUCGCCCCUUGAUCUUUCAGCGCAGACUCUAGCAGCGGGAUAUACGUCUACUGCGAUUCUAGUGCAAAUUACUCCAAGUUCUGUGCGCUUAACAGUGCUCGGGAAGCCCAGACUGAAUUUCGUGUCAGAUUUCCAGAUAGAUCAGACCGUCCUGGUUGCAACAGUCAAUGAGGAGCUAGGACUAGUUGCUACCGUUAUGAAAUUUGACGAGAAAAUCGGCCUGCAGGUAGGCAGGAUAUUGUCAAGUGACGACUCUCUCGGAAUUGAUUACUUAGGAGAGAUGGUCAACGUCGAACACGAACCUAUUUCGAUCUUGGUUGAGCGAGUGAAAAAUAUUUCAUAUGUAAUUGUGGGCUCAAGUGACGGCCACCUUGCUUAUUACCGAGUGGAUCAAGAUGGUGUCGUCCUUCUUGGGCGUUAUACAUUGGAAUUGAACGGAGAUCAUAUAUCAAAAGCCAUAGAGAGUAUUGCUGUAGUUGGUUGGAUUGAUACCAAUAAAGCAGCAAUGUACUGUGGUCUUCGAAGUGGCCUGCUUGUUUCCAUGGACAUGGUCUUUGAUUCAGAAAACCCAAAUGAUCCGAUUAGUAUCAAGCAGCGGCCCGACAAGAGAUUUGGCGAUACUGUUGUUAAGCUCUUGAAGAAAGACAACAUGAUACUAGCCACGUGCGGAGUAGAUUUCUGGUGCAUCUCGGACGUUAAUAUCAGCAAUGCAAAUGCGUCUGAUUUUAAUCUUCAGCGAAUCUGGAUAACGGAUCAGAACGACCCUGCCUACACUCAGAGAGAAAUAGAAGUUUUGACGGUUGUUUCUGCAUCACAAAUUCCUGGUACAGCCAACUUGGAGGGAUCUUUGAUUUGUAUCAGCGAUAACCAACUUCUCAUAUGUACAUUGGACCGUCGAGCGAAAGCAGUGCCACGCAAGGUUGAUUUGCCUGGAGCCGCUAAUAGGAUUCACUAUUCUGAUUAUCUCAAGUGUUUAGUGGUUGCAUAUGUCGUCACUGAACUGGUGUCUGACCCGGAAACAGGGAUCGUGAAACGCUACAUGCGCCCACACUUAGACUUUCUGAAUCACAAUUUGCAACUUCAAGGUCCAUUGCAAACUCGAAAGCCAGUUGGGGCGUCUGGGGAACGCAUUACCUGUAUUCUCGACUGGGUUCCCGAAAGUGGAGGCCAGCGAUACCAUUUCCUUGUUAUUGGCACUGCACGAAGGACGCAAGAGCAGAAAGGCAGAGUCAUAUUCUUAUAUUCAAGGCGCAACGCCGAAAAUCCUGAAGAAAUAGAUUGUUCGGUAAAAUACAUCCACUCCUUCGACGGCCCUGUACGUGCUAUUGCUGCGUAUGGGGACUCUACUAUCAUGGCUGCAGCUGGCAACGACAUUAUCCCAAUCGCACCAAAAUUACCUAACGGGGGAAAACAAUGGGCUGCAGCGGCGCGGUUUAAGCUGACAUCCCCAGGCGUUUCUAUUACGGUGCGCGAUACAUUGCUUUACGUCAGUACAGCGAGAGAGUCCCUGGUGAUCCUACAAGUUGUUGAGAACAAACUAGAGCUUUAUGCUCAGGAUGGAGUGAGGCAUGAAAGUCUCUCACAUCAUUAUAUCGGUGGAGACCUCAAUGUGGUGCUUGUGAGCAGCAGGGGUGGCACAAUAAGCGCAUUUUCACUGGCCAAUGUAACGGACACGGACAAAAUCAUUUCUCCAGCGAUCGCCGAAGCCCAUCUUCCGGUAUCAAUGAUCCGGCUCAAUGCUUGUGACAGUCCAUCUCUUCGCUUCUAUUCGUCAGCAGCAGUCGUAUAUGGAACCACAAUGGACGGGGCAAUAUACCGAAUUUUGACCCUUAAUGAAAAAGAAUGGCGUCUGCUUCGCUUCAUACAGAACUUAUGUAGCAGUGACUCCAUAAUCUCACCUCUCCUCUCCGCCAGAAAACGACGAUGGAUAUGGGCAGAUAUCGAGCCGCAAGUGAAAACCCCAUCCUCAAUGCACGUUAAUGGCGACAUCCUCUCCCGUCUGGUUCCGCAAGGCACGGAUUAUCUUCAGCGCAUGCUACAAAGUGACACUCAGUUGGAAGCAACAGCUGUGCCUCCUCCGAAAAGUUACAUGGAGUUGUUCACUCAGCUGUUCGACGAAGUUUUUGUAGAUACUCCAGUGGAAGUAGAUCCUGAGAUCACAUCACUUGUCUUUUCAGGUAACGGAUUUGUUGACACAUAG
This is a messenger RNA of Talaromyces atroroseus, 3216 nucleotides long. RefSeq lists its product as hypothetical. The transcript is spliced from 6 exons. The coding region runs from base 1 to 3216 and encodes 1071 amino acids. Lineage: Eukaryota; Fungi; Ascomycota; Eurotiomycetes; Eurotiales; Trichocomaceae. Gene Ontology annotation, cellular component: U2 snRNP; nucleus. The record is from RefSeq and is a predicted model, not a curated record. Gene Ontology annotation, biological process: mRNA splicing, via spliceosome. Gene Ontology annotation, molecular function: protein binding; U2 snRNA binding.